Messenger RNA from Anisakis simplex (herring worm), 693 nucleotides. The record is from the annotation of a GenBank genome assembly. NCBI's taxonomy places the organism in Eukaryota, Metazoa, Nematoda, Chromadorea, Rhabditida, Anisakidae.
AUGAUGCAUUCGCAGUCAAUUGUGCUCACAUGGUUGCUCGUCAUCGCGGUGAGUACUGAUGCGACGAAAUACAAGAAUGUGAAGGAACUGAGCGAGAAGGAUGUUGUGGGACAGUCAAAAUGCAUUGUACUCUUCACCACUGCGAAUGAUACCGACAAUCUGAAGGCACUCGAUGAGGCUGCUGCGCAUUUGCCAUCCGGGGUCCGCAGUCGAUAUGUCCUUGUAAAGACGACUAUUGACGAAGCGUUAAAUACCCCCGAAUUAGAGAGUGUCAAGACUCUGUUCGCUGAUGUUGAUCAAUUACCAUUUGUCGACUACGUUAUCACAGCAAGUCUUCCAGCUAAUCUGACUGCGAACUUCACAUUCGGAAGAAAAGUCGAACAUUUGAAUGCAACCGAAAUUCCUGAUACGUUCAGUAAAGUGAACACAAUUGGGGAUGAAACCUUCGAGCUGUACACCAAAAUAAAAGACAUCCAAAAGUUGGCCAAAGCGGACUCUUUGAAUGAAGAAGAGCUGGCACCGAUCUACGCACAAUUCUUUAAAAUCACAUCUGGAUCAAUCGAGAAACUGGCUCAACUCAGUGCGCAGUUGAAUAAGAAUGGCACAACUAAAUCCAAUCAGAAACAAAAACGCUCAACGUUAUCCUUCAAGUUCUGUUCACGACUUCAAAACGUUGGCACAUUGUGCGUUUGA